UCUUUCGCUCGGGGUUCUGGAACGCUUAGGUUCCGCGUCCCUUCUGAGUCCGCGCUCGAGGCGGCAGGGGCUGCGGGCGCCCUCCUUCUGGCCCCUCCCUCAGCAGCACCUGCUCCCCGCAUGCACACGCACCCCCUACACCCGUGUCGAGCCAGGGUUAACGAGGAGGCACUUGAGGUCGUGUGAAAUGAUCCAUACCCACUUAGCCACUGACACACCAGGUGGGGUGGGGUGGGGUGGGACAGGCUGCUUGAAACUCGUUGGGUUUUUGCUAAAAGUGACCAGCUGCCUUUCCCCUGACUUUAUCCACUCUAAAAAAAACCGCACCCAGUCAGCUGGCUGGGUGACAUAUUCUCAAAAUACCGGCUGUUAUGUCUUUUCUUACCUAUUUCUGUUCUGUAACCAGCCAGAUGGGCGGGGUAUAAAUAAUACAUUUUUCUUCGCCUUUGCAAACCUUCGUUCGCUGCUCUUUAUUACCUCUCCAGUCUCCUUGACUGGCUCACUUUCUUUCCACAUCCAUGUCCACUGUGCUUUCUCCAUUCCCAAUUCUCACUGGCCAUUUGGGAAUCUUGUAUUGUAAGUCAUUGGGGUGGGGGGAGGGGAUAGUAGCUAGCUUGUUACUUGUUUGCAUUUCCCCCCCUUUCCAGCAUGAUGCUGGAACUUUCAUCCUUGUUCAUUUCAAACUCUCAAGCACUAGAGUUGCUUGGCAUUUGAGAAAUGCAUAUGGCGGAGACUGAUUUUUAAUCCUUUGUUAACAAACUUGUAAAGCUUGUUGGUGGAGCCUUUAUGGGUGUUUCGUGAAGUCAUGGUGCAGGAUCUGGUCCUUGCUUAAAGGCCUCAUUUUCAGUGAGAUGGAAAAUAUGUUUGAUACCAGAAACAUACAUUUCUAAUCAUAGGCAAAGGUCAACUGGGAAUAUGCAAGACUAAGGCUUGUGGCUGCAACAAUGAGCUGCGGGGUUCUUGCUGCAUCUGAACUAGGCCUAGAUGGUGGGAAGAAAGACUCCACCCCAGUUUUUGUGUGUGGAGGGAAUUUAUUUGUGUGGAAGAGCAUUGAAUGGAAGGGAAAGCCUAAAAGGAGAAUAGUCAGGACUUCCACAAAGGAGGAAGGUUAUCUUUAAAUGAUGGUGUGUACUGUAUCAUAUAUUUCAAAAUGUGAUAAGCCAGCCCUGAUGCAUUUGGAGGCUCUCUGGCUCACUCUGCUGGAUGAAGCCCUGAACAUCUGCUCUGAAGUCCUGCCCUGUGACAGCACCACUGCUUGCAUGUAUGCAACAGCCACAGAGUCAAGCUGUUAACAAUGGCAACAGGACAAAGUGAAUUUAAGAAAACAGUCUGUGAUCUUAAGUAUCUCUACUUGGAUAUCCAGUUGGUGCCGAUGGUUGUUCUGUGAUUGCAGCAUUACUUGAAAGCAAGCUCUGUAGUAGUUGUGCAGAUUGUUGAAGGACAGUUGCUCAUCCCAGCUCUGCUCACCUGUUCCGUUUCCUUCUGCUUGCUUCUGCCAACUUUCUUCAUCCACUGCUAUACCACCAUAACUAGCUACAUUGAUACCUCCUCUAUUCUGAACAGACUUUUAGCCUAUUGUGGGUAGAAAAGAGUAGGAUUGAGCUUUAUAUGCAGUUGUCAAGUGUUGAAUGAUGUGCUCGCGAAGCCCUCUGGGACUAAGGAAGGAAGGAAUAUGGUUAUGAUUGCAUCCAUGUCCUUGCUCUUCUAAAAGAGCAAAGGAGAUUGCAGGUGCCCAAGUUUGCGCAGUUACUGACAGAUCUUGAACUUGAUAUGAGCUGUGUCCACUGUUAAGACAUUGCAUCACACAGUUACAUUGCAUUGUUUUCAGGUACGGUAAAGAACAAAGUGGGGUCAUGUAACAAGGGCGUGUCAUUCUAAGCCUGCUCAGAGGGCAGUAAGAUCCACUAGAUUCCAAGGGACCAUGUCUGCAGUAGAGCCUCAAAAGACCUCCAUUGGAAGUUUUCCCCCAUUAUUAUUAUUAUUAUUAUUACUCAGCUGGUGGUAUUACAAAGGCUCACCUUGCCUGUGAUGUGCUUUAUGGCAAAAUUAUCUAUGUUUAUUUGGCAGCAAUCCCCAAUUUGUUCCUUGAUGUUCACUCUGCGAUAUGUGUGUUUAAGGAUUGUAACCUAAUAUGCGAUAACUUCCACCUCUGUUUUGUUUUGCUUUGCUUUUUAAAUCCAUGGGUCUCUUUUCUUUCCCUUUCAGCAAGAUGUUGCCUACCACAUCUCUUAAUUCCCUAGAUCAUGACAACGGCUCUUUAAACUCUAGGGAGGCAGCCAGGCACACAGCAGGGUUCAAGCGCUACAAAUACUUGAGGAGACUCCUUCACUUUCGGCAUAUGGACUUUGAGUUUGCUCUGUGGCAGAUGCUGUAUCUAUUCACUUCACCACAGAAAGUGUACAGGAACUUCCAUUACAGGAAACAAACAAAAGACCAGUGGGCAAGAGAUGACCCGGCUUUCCUUGUGUUGCUGAGUAUCUGGCUAUGCGUAUCCACCAUAGGAUUUGGCUUUGUGUUGGGCUUGGGCUUUGUUGAAAUGAUAAAGCUGCUGCUCUGGGUCAUCUUUAUAGACUGCGUAGGAGUUGGCCUUCUAAUUGCAACUUUCAUGUGGUUCAUCUCCAAUAAGUACUUGACAAAGCACCCGAACAGAGACUCUGACGUAGAGUGGGGAUAUGCCUUUGAUGUUCAUUUGAAUGCUUUUUAUCCACUUCUCGUCAUCUUACAUUUCAUACAGCUGUUCUUCAUCCAUUACGUAAUUUUAUUGAAUUCAUUUAUUGGCUAUUUCGUUGGGAAUACUUUCUGGCUGACUGCAAUUGGUUAUUACAUCUACGUAACAUUUCUAGGGUACAGUGCAUUGCCGUUCCUGAAGAACACCGUCAUCCUUCUCUACCCGUUUGCACUUCUCAUCCUGCUCUAUGUGGUUUCAUUAGCGAUGGGAUGGAAUUUCACAAAAAUGCUUUGUGUUUUCUACACGUACAGAGUGAAAUAAACUGCAGCCUUUAUAAUGGA
Messenger RNA from Zootoca vivipara (common lizard), 3009 nucleotides. The record is from RefSeq and is a predicted model, not a curated record. Lineage: Eukaryota; Metazoa; Chordata; Lepidosauria; Squamata; Lacertidae.